This is a messenger RNA of Periconia digitata, 2734 nucleotides long. NCBI's taxonomy places the organism in Eukaryota, Fungi, Ascomycota, Dothideomycetes, Pleosporales, Periconiaceae. The record is from the annotation of a GenBank genome assembly.
AGCUGUCCCUGAAUCUAUUAUUGGGCUAACAGUUGAACCCUUGAUUACUAAAGUGUGAUCAUGUACCAUCGUCGAGCACUGUCUUCCCAGUCCGCAGUCUGCGAGAGGGUGCAAACAGGCUAGGCAGUCAGUCAACUCAACCCCACGUUCCCAGUUCGGCGGCGGCGCAGACGUCACACUUGGACCCCACUCUCCGCUGUCAACAUCACCAACUUUCUUCUCUCCCAUAAUUAUCCCUCCACAACAGUCGCCCCGUGGCGGCAACUUAUCAACCAUGGCCUCCAAUAUCUUGUUCCUCCCUUUCCGCCGCUCCCAUUCCAUCAACCUUUCCGACGCCAUCAAACAGUACAUUUCAUCCAAAUAUGAUCAACACCCAGAUCUGUUUGCCAAAGAUCUCGAGACCAUCGAGAAGCUGCGUUCAACCGCCAUCCACGCCCAAGAACCCCACCCUAGCCAUAUUCCAAAGCUCCAAUCGUAUGCUGCUCAGUUGGUAUGGAUCAGCGGCAAGUUUCCCAUCGAUAUCGGCGUCGAAUUCCCUUGGUAUCCUGCCCUGGGAUACAACACAGGCCGUCUCAUUGCGAGGAACAACUUGCGCUUUGAACUAGCCAAUAUCAUCUUCAAUCUAGCGGCCAUGUACUCACAACUCGCCAUGUCGUCGAACCGAAGCACCCCAGAUGGGUUGAAAGUUGCCGCCAAUAACUUCUGUUUUGCCGCCGGCGUCCUUGCCCACCUCCGCGAUAAUAUACUCCCCGAAUUGAGGACAACGCCUCCCGAGGACAUGGACACAAUGACUUUGGAGUGUUUGGAGAAGCUCGUGCUGGCACAGGGCCAGGAAUGUUUUUGGCAAAAGGCAGUGAAAGAUGGGAUGAAAGACGCCACCAUCGCCAAGCUGGCCGCGCGCGUGUCGGACCUCUAUAACGAAGCCAGCGAGGCCGGUAUACAGUCGGAUUCCGUGAGCAGUGAAUGGAUACAUCACAUGGCAGCAAAACAUCAUCACUUCGCUGCCGCCGCACAGUUCCGUGCUGCUUGUGAUUGCUUGGAGAAGCGCAAAUACGGCGAGGAGGUUGCAAGGCUACGCGACAGCCUGACGUGCGUCAAUGAAGCUCUGAAGGAGCAGCGGUACAUCAGCAAGCUGGUUUUGGCAGAUCUCAACGGCUUGAAGAACAGAGUCACCGAAGAUUUGAAGCGCUCUGAGAAGGACAAUGACAUGAUUUACCUGCUACCGGUCCCGCCAAAAACCGAACUCAAGAUUCUCGAUAGGGCGAACAUGGUCGUUUCAAGAGUUCCCAAGGAAGUCUCCGAGUCGAAUUCCAUGCUGGGUGAUCACGGACAGCUUGGCCCGGCCCUCUUCUCGAAACUCGUCCCCUAUUCUGUGCACCUUGCCGCCAGCAUAUAUUGCGAUCGCCGGGAUCGAUUGGUGAAUAGUACCAUCAUCGAGGAGCUGGAAGUACUCACUGCCCAGGUUCACGACGUUUUGAGGAGCCUCAAUCUUCCCGGGUCCCUUCAAGCCUUAGAGAAACCGCUGGGUCUCCCGCCAGGUUUGAUUACACACGCCGAGGAGAUUCGGCAACAAGAUGGACUGAAACGACUACUACGAUCUAUGGAGGACACCAAAAAGCUGAAACAAAACGACAUGGCCAUAUACCAGGAAGGAUGUAGCAUUUUGAACUCCGAGGCAGCAGAAGACGAAAAUGCGCGACGCAAAUACGGAACAGAUCGCUGGUCACGGACUAGCGCUGAACAAGCAGCUCCCAAGUUGUAUGCACAAAUCGGAGAGAUUGAUGGGUACUUCAAGGCUGCAGUGAACAGUGAUGGCGUUGUUGCGACCAAACUCAAAGAAAACGAAAACUUGAUACGACUUCUCAAUGGACCAGACUACGAUCUCGAAAACUACGUACCCAGCGGGAGGCGUCCUGCUAUUACGGGUGACGUAGAGAGGGAGGCUGGGAAGCUUCGCGGCUUCUUCAACGAAAUAAGUCGCUUGGAAAGCCGUCGCCGGCGGAAGAUUGAAACUCUGCGGACCAAGGCGAAGCAGGACGACAUCAAUCCGGAAUUAUUGCGCGAAGCAGCGCGCUUAGAGCGAGAAUAUCCAAUGCAAAACAUCGAGGCUGUGCAGUUCGAGAAUCUGUUCGACAAGAGGCUCCAGAUGUACGACGUCGACCAGGACAUGGUUAAACAGGAACUCCAGGAUCAGUUAGAGGCAAUCAGACGACUAGAAGCCGCCAAUAACGCAUUCGUGAACGCACGACGAGGCGAUCAGUCAACCAAACAACGCGAACAAGCUCUGCAAAGUCUGGAGAAUGCUUACUACAAGUACAAAGAGAUCAUUGCCAAUCUCGAUGUUGGGCGAAAGUUCUACAACGACCUCGCCAAGAUUGUCAACAGAUUCCGGGAUGACUGUCGCAGUUUCGCCUAUCAACGCAAGCAAGAAGCGUCUCAGAUAGAGGGCGACAUCGCCACAUCCAUGAACUCGCUCAACCUCCAACAAGCAAAUUCAAGUUCACUCCAGCAACAAAAACAGGCAGACGCUCAGAAUCCUCAGUACGGCGCAGAUGCCCAUGUAGGCGAACCUCUGACUGCCCCCACGCCCACACGUGCCAGCGUCGGCCCACAAUCCGGCAUGUGGACCCCAGAUAUGGGAAUUCGGUUUGCACCUGCGGGUGGGACGCGACCUACCAACGGCCCGGCGCAGGAUGCUCGGUGGGAUCCCACGCAGGGGCUGAAAUUUGGAUGA